CUGCGCGCGGCCUCGUUGGCCGCACAGGCGCAGUGGAGCUCGGGCGGAGUUGUGGGAGUGGAGGAGGAAGAGGCGGUGGGGGGUACGGGGGCUGGUCCCAGAAGAUGGCGGAGGCGGGGGAUUUCUGGUAGGUCCUACUUUAGGACAAGAUGUGGUGGUACUGUUGAAGCGUCAGUCUUUGAUUCACAGACAGUUGAGCUUUUCAGCUGGGAAGCCUUUCCAUUUUUUUUUUUUUUAAACGGCUUACUGAACUUAUGAAACCAUGGCGGAAGGAGAGACAGAGUCACCUGGGCCCAAAAAAUGUGGCCCAUAUAUCUCAUCUGUCACUAGCCAGAGUGUGAACUUGAUGAUUCGAGGAGUAGUGCUGUUUUUUAUUGGAGUAUUUCUUGCAUUAGUGUUAAACUUACUUCAGAUUCAGAGAAAUGUGACGCUCUUUCCACCUGAUGUGAUUGCAAGCAUCUUUUCUUCUGCAUGGUGGGUACCCCCAUGCUGUGGCACGGCUUCAGCUGUGAUUGGGUUAUUAUACCCCUGCAUUGACAGACAUCUAGGAGAACCACAUAAAUUUAAAAGAGAGUGGUCCAGUGUAAUGCGGUGUGUAGCAGUCUUUGUUGGUAUAAAUCAUGCCAGUGCUAAAGUCGAUUUUGACAACAACAUACAGUUGUCUCUCACACUGGCUGCACUAUCCAUUGGACUGUGGUGGACUUUUGAUAGAUCUAGAAGUGGUUUUGGCCUUGGAGUAGGAAUCGCCUUCUUGGCAACCCUGGUCACUCAAUUGCUAGUAUAUAAUGGUGUUUAUCAAUAUACAUCUCCAGAUUUCCUCUAUGUUCGUUCUUGGUUACCAUGUAUAUUUUUUGCUGGAGGCAUAACAAUGGGAAACAUUGGUCGACAACUGGCAAUGUAUGAAUGUAAAGUUACCGCAGAAAAAUCUCAUCAGGAAUGAAGAAGGCAAAAAAUAUCUUUUCUACAAAAAAGCAAGAUGAAAAGGAUGUGAAGUGGUAGAUAUACCAACAAAACUUCAGACUGUAAAAUUGCCAGGAUGCAGUUUUUCCCUUGAUUGGCGUGUGUGUAUAUAUGGAUAAAUAUACACACGUACACACACAUAUUACUGCAAUCUGUGAUUGCUUCAUCUGUAAAUCAGUUGCAAACCUUUACGUAUUUGACUUAAAUAACUGUAAGAUAUAUAUGUACUACAUUAAAAAGUGUUGAUUAAUAGAUGAAAUUUUUAAAUUAAUUUUUUAAACAUGCCACACAUUGUUUCACAAUGUUAAUGUGCCAAAAUAUUGUUCCUGUCAUGCAGAGUGUAAGAAUGCUUUGAACAAUUUGUAAACCUAGUGAAAUAAAAUAAGGAGAAAGCCAAAAACAAACAAACAAAAAGCAUAUGGGGAGCUGGUAUUUUCUCUUUAGCUUUACUGUUGUGCCUUUUUAUUUUUCUAAUCACAGCAGUAUGAGUUAUGAGUGCCCUAAUUUGUGGUUGGUUUCUAAUUUAAUGUUGUUUCAUAGAGUUUGGAAUGUUUUGAUACAGGGUGAGAAUGGACUUCUGGUUUCAAACCUGCAUUACUGGAGACAGCCCAAAGAGUAAUUUUCUGUUUUGACAGAUUUUACUGGAAGUAUAUGCUAAGCAAAAGAGGUUAUCAGCAUUAAAUUGUUUUGGUUCUAAAUUUGGAACAGUAUAUAUAAUUAAAAGUAAGGACCACUAGAGGAUUUAAUUAGAAUAAAUACAUGUUUUGGAACUACAGUGACUUCUUGCAGUGCCACAAAAGUGCAAAGUGGUAUUAGCUGUCAUCUGCAAUAUAGAAUCUCAUUGCUUUUGCACAUGGAGCAUAUAGGAAACUCCAAACAGAUCAAAAUGAGGUUUCUAAUUCUGUUGGGUUCUGUCAUCUAUUGGGUUCUAUGAAGCAAACCACUGUAGCUUUAGCUGGGUUCGGUCAUAUGACUCAUUUUUAGUGGAAUGCCUAGUUUUUCAUCUUAUAUGCAAUCUGGGGAGUGGAUGGGUACAUAAUUUCUUAUGUAUUCAUGUGUCCAUUAGUGAAUAGUUCAAGUCUGUUUAAGAAUGUUUUGAGAUGGCAUUCUCUGCAUGUUAAAGAUCUUAAUGGCAACCAGCACCUCUUAAGUAUGGUUUAAACAUAUUCUUAGCUAAUUUUUUUCCAUUAGUUUUUGAAAUUGAUGGCAGUUGUCUGAUCCACAAGGGCAAGAUCUGCUGAGUACUCUAGGGUGUGUGUAUGUGUGCAUGCAUGUGUGCGUUGGAGUGAGUGAGUGAGAGAAUGUGUCUGUGCAUGUGCCCAUGCUUUCCUAGAAUGUCAAGUAGAUAUUUUUACAUUUUGAGUUUUAAAACAAUUGCUAUCAGACUGAGAUCUUGUAUGCCAAACUUUAAUCUGCUUUUAUGUUUUCAGGCUGAGGGUGUGAAAAUCCUAAGAGGAUUUCAUAUUGAAUAUGUGUACACAAUCUUAACUAUUGUGGUGGAAAACAUACUACUAUAAUUUAUUAUUAUAUCUUCCAGAUAAUGUUAUUCAUUUAGAACAAAUAAGGUAUAUUUUUUAGAAUCAACUUUGUAAGCACUGUAAAAUCUUUAAUAAGUUAUAAGGUCUAUGAUGUGUUUACUUUAAAAAUUGCUGUUGAAAGCAACAUGUAUUAAAUACAUAAUUAUCAUCUGGGUUAAGAGUCUGUUUUUCUUUGUGGUAAGUCUUAGAAUAUGGUACUGUGGAUUAAUCUAAUGAAAUUAACAUGUGUGGUUGAAGUUACCAAGAAAUAAUGAAAGGAAACUAAAUACAAUUGACCCUGGAACAACAGGAGUUAGGGGCACCAUUCCCCAACAUAGUUGAAAAUCCAUGUAUAACUCUUGACUCCUCUGAAACUUAACUACUGAUAGCCUACUCUUGAUCGGAAGCCUUACCAAUAAGAAACAGUUGAUUAACAACAUAUUGUGUAUGGUAUAUGUAUUAUAUACUGUAUUCUUACAAUAAUGUAAGCUAAGGAAAAGAAAAUGUAUUUGCUCUUUGUUAAGUGGAAGUGAACCAUCAUAAAGGUCUUCACUCAUGCUGUCUUCACUUUGAGUAGUAGGCUGAGGAGGAGGAGGAGGAGGAGGAGGAAGAGGGGUUGGUCUUGCUGUUGCAGGAGUGGAAGAAAAUUUGCAUUAUUAGUGGACCCACAUAGUUGAAAACCACGUUUUUCAAGGGUCAACUCUAUAUAGUAUUGGUGAGAUUGAAUGAUUAUCAUUGGUGUUCUUAAAUUAUUUUCAGGUCAUCUAGAAAAUAAGAUAAUUAUAGCAAAAUAAUAAAAUUGUUUUGAUAUUUUGAUAAAUAUAUAAAUGUAUAAAACCUAUUUUUUUCAUUGAAAGAAAAUGGGAAACAUUUUUUAAACAUUGCUAGAUUGGUAGUGCUUUCUUUGAUUUUUCAAGUUAUAGAAAUUUGCACAGUUGAAAACUGGGGAUAAAUUCUACAAAAGUGCAAGAAAACAAUUCAAAUUAGCCAGAGCCCUGCUAAAACUUUUAAUGUAAAAUUUAUUUAUUUGCACUGAGCUGUUUUACCUUCUUUAAGAACAUUUGGACCUCUCAAUGAUGCAUAUGUUUCAUACAUCUUGUAUUGUCCAGGCAGAAGCCAGACUUGGUUAAUAUCAAUAAAUACUUCUGUAUUCCU
Messenger RNA from Rhinopithecus roxellana (golden snub-nosed monkey), 3632 nucleotides. It is a transcript of the gene INSIG2, whose product is annotated as insulin induced gene 2. The record is from RefSeq and is a predicted model, not a curated record. Gene Ontology annotation, cellular component: endoplasmic reticulum; SREBP-SCAP-Insig complex. Gene Ontology annotation, biological process: SREBP signaling pathway; SREBP-SCAP complex retention in endoplasmic reticulum; cholesterol biosynthetic process. Lineage: Eukaryota; Metazoa; Chordata; Mammalia; Primates; Cercopithecidae.